AUGCCGGCCACCACCGUCCACGACUCGUCCGUCGUCCUCCUGGGCCGCGCCCUCGAGUCGCUCCGGGGCAUCCUGGCCAAGGCCGAGUCGCACGCCCAGACCGCGGGCGCCAACCCGGACGGCUACGUCGAGGCCCGGCUGGCGCCCGACAUGCUCCCCCUGAGCUUCCAGGUCCAGACCGUCUGCAACACGGCCAAGAAGUGCCUCGAGAGGCUCACCGGCCGCACCCUGCAGACCUGGGCCGACGACGAGAAGACCCUGGCGCAGCUCCAGAAGCGCGUCGACGAGACGCUCGAGCUGGUCAAGUCGGUCAAGCCCGAGGACGUGAACGGCAACGAGGACGGGCGGAUCGAGAUCAACAUGGGCAAGGCCGGCGCCAUGGACGUCAGCCGGGUGGGCAUGGUCUACGGCUACACCAUCCCCAACGCCUUUUUCCAUCUCAGCAUGACCUACGCCAUCCUGCGGGCGCAGGGCGUGCCUCUGGGCAAGGGUGACUACCUGGCUAGCUUCCUGAUGCCCAACAAGCUGAGCUGA
Messenger RNA from Thyridium curvatum, 534 nucleotides. RefSeq lists its product as uncharacterized. The record is from RefSeq and is a predicted model, not a curated record. The coding region runs from base 1 to 534 and encodes 177 amino acids. Lineage: Eukaryota; Fungi; Ascomycota; Sordariomycetes; Thyridiales; Thyridiaceae. The transcript has 2 exons.